Messenger RNA from Talaromyces amestolkiae, 1032 nucleotides. RefSeq lists its product as uncharacterized. Bases 1 to 1032 code for a protein of 343 amino acids. Gene Ontology annotation, cellular component: membrane. Gene Ontology annotation, molecular function: lipase activity. The record is from RefSeq and is a predicted model, not a curated record. The transcript has 4 exons. Lineage: Eukaryota; Fungi; Ascomycota; Eurotiomycetes; Eurotiales; Trichocomaceae.
AUGCUUGCUUUCUCUGGCAUUGAGAAUACGCCUAUAGUCAAUACAGAUACAGACAGGGCGACUGCGAGUAACAACAUGGGCGGGUUUACCGAGGAAGAAGGUUCGUUGGUGUUGCCGGAUGGAACCAGCUUGUAUACAAAGACCUGGAAGCCUGAGGGAACCCCCCGAGCAAUCCUUGCGUUUUACCAUGGAUACAGUGACCAUUGCAACUCGUUUUUUGAAUUUUUCCCAACCCUAGCAUCAUCUGGGCUCGAGGUGCGCUCCGUCGAUCAACGAGGAUGGGGACGAUCCGUCAUCAACAACCGCAAACUCCGCGGUAACUUCGGCUCAACAACCACCGUCAUGGCAGACUUACACUUCUUCCUGCAGUCUCUCAUCCCAUUCACCAAAGAAGGCUCAAUCCCUCUGUUUUUGAUGGGACAUAGUAUGGGUGGUAUGAACGUAUUGUACUACGUUCUGAACCCCGAAUCACCAUACCAUCACCAACAAGACAGCACUCCAACAACCAAAGUCAAGGUUGCAGGUAUCCUGUCCGUGGCACCCUUGGUUGCUGUGCAUCCGUCAACCCAACCGCUCAAAAUCGUGGAAUUCGCGGGCCGCAUCGCAAGACACAUCGUGCCCAAAAUGACCAUGGUGCAAAAGGUAGAGCCCAAAUGGGUAUCCAAAAACACCGCCGUUGAGGCGGAUAUCAUCAACGAUAAGGGCGUUUUAUUUCAUAGUACGGGUACCUUGGAAGGGUUGGCGGGUAUGUUGGAUCGUGGCGCGUGGCUGAAUGAGUGCUACAAAAAGGCGACGGUUCAUAAGAGGGAUGUGCCGCCGUUGUGGGUGGGACAUGGCACGGAGGAUCGGGUUACAUGGUUUGAGGCUACGAAGAAGUUGGUGGAAGGGUUGGAGUGGCAUGGAGAUAAGACUUUUAAGGAGUAUGUGGGUGCGUAUCAUAAGUUGAUGAAUGAGCCGGAUGGGGUUGGGGAGGGGAUGACGAAAGACGUCACGGAGUGGAUUGAGGCGAGGUUGGUGAAGGAUGAUGCCUGA